This is a messenger RNA of Diprion similis, 9796 nucleotides long. RefSeq names its product ankyrin repeat and KH domain-containing protein 1-like (gene mask). Bases 151 to 9711 code for a protein of 3186 amino acids. Gene Ontology annotation, molecular function: RNA binding; protein binding. The record is from RefSeq and is a predicted model, not a curated record. Gene Ontology annotation, biological process: innate immune response. Gene Ontology annotation, cellular component: cytoplasm. The transcript is spliced from 28 exons. NCBI's taxonomy places the organism in Eukaryota, Metazoa, Arthropoda, Insecta, Hymenoptera, Diprionidae.
UCGGGACUCGCCAUAGUAGACAUGGCGGGUAUUAGCUUACGUGAAUGACGGCGAUUGCGAUAGAAAUAUUAUCAAAAAUCAGUGUUCUAUGUGUGUUUCGCGUAACGAGAACGGUAGAUUGGUGUCAUAUGAUUUAUCGGGAAGGUAAAAAUGCAGAAUGUAGGACAAGGAACAACUUCGGAUAGCCAGAAACUCGAAAAAGCGAACGUCGUUCAUCACGACAUAGGAAAAACGUCGACUCCCCAGUCUUCGAACUCCAGCCCUACGAAGUCGGAGACCGAGACGUUCUCAGAAUUACAGCCCCGCUUUAUGACAGACUCGUCGGAGAGCGAGGAGGAUAGCGUUUCAGAGGUGGAGUGUUUUGCAAUUGAUCAAGCAGAGUUGGAUGAGAAUCAUCACUUAGAGACGUCAAAGUUUUUGUUGACACCUGAAGAUCCAGAACGGGCAGUGGACCCUGAAACUCAGGCACGGCUAGAGGCGCUCCUGGAAGCUGCCGGUAUUGGUAAAUUAUCGUCUGGUGAUGGGAAGCAUCUGGCUGAUCACGAGGUGCUUCGUCGUUUGACAUCAAGUGUGUCUUGCGCAUUAGACGAAGCCGCGGCGGCGUUAACUCGCAUGCGCAGCGACAACCCUCGAACCCAGAACGAAAAGCGAUCUCUCGUCGAAGCCUGCACGGACGGUGACGUUGGCACGGUGAGAAAACUCCUGACGGAGGGACGCAGCGUACACGAGACUACCGAGGAAGGAGAAAGCCUUCUUUCUCUUGCUUGUUCUGCUGGGUAUUACGAAUUGGCACAGGUACUCCUGGCAAUGAAUGCUAAUGUCGAAGAUCGUGGCAUCAAGGGGGAUUGCACCCCCUUGAUGGAAGCAGCCAGCGCAGGACACGUAGACAUCGUUCUACUCUUAUUAGCUCACGGAGCCGACGUCAAUGCGCAGUCUACCUCAGGAAAUACACCUCUGAUGUAUGGCUGUGCCGGCGGCCAUGAGGAGGUAGUAAGAACACUCCUCGAGGCUGGUGCCAACGUAGAAGACCACAAUGAAAAUGGUCACACUCCCCUAAUGGAAGCAGCCAGUGCUGGUCAUGUGCCAGUUGCUAAAAUUCUCCUAGAACAUGGCGCCGGCAUUAAUACUCAUUCCAACGAAUUCAAAGAGUCUGCUUUGACACUUGCCUGCUAUAAGGGUCACUUAGACAUGGUGCGAUUUUUACUCGAAGCUGGAGCUGAUCAGGAACAUAAAACUGAUGAAAUGCAUACUGCGUUAAUGGAAGCAUCGAUGGAUGGGCACGUUGAGGUGGCAAGGCUUCUGUUAGACUCUGGCGCACAAGUGAAUAUGCCAACGGAUAGCUUUGAAUCUCCAUUAACCUUGGCGGCAUGCGGGGGCCACGUCGAUCUGGCCAUGCUACUCAUCGAACGGGGAGCGAAUAUAGAAGAAGUUAAUGACGAAGGUUAUACACCUCUAAUGGAAGCAGCUAGAGAGGGACACGAGGAAAUGGUUGCCCUACUUCUCAGUCAAGGAGCAAAUAUCAAUGCUCAAACCGAAGAAACACAAGAAACAGCUUUAACACUCGCAUGUUGCGGAGGUUUCCUAGAAGUAGCAGAUUUCCUCAUCAAGGCAGGCGCAGAUAUAGAAUUGGGCGCAUCCACCCCAUUAAUGGAGGCCGCUCAGGAAGGACAUAUAGACCUUGUUCGAUAUCUGCUCGAGUCCACUGCCGAUGUACAUGCCCAAACUCAAACUGGUGACACAGCGCUAACGUAUGCUUGCGAGAAUGGUCAUACCGAUGUCGCCGAUCUCUUACUGCAGUAUGGAGCGGAUCUGGAACAUGAAUCUGAGGGAGGAAGAACUCCAUUGAUGAAAGCGUGCCGUGCCGGUCAUCUUUGUACAGUGCAGUUUCUCAUAUCCAAACGUGCUGAUGUCAAUAGACAAACAACCAACAACGACCACACACCUCUCUCUCUGGCUUGUGCCGGGGGACACCUUGCAGUUGUCGAACUUCUCCUCACACAGUCUGCUGAUCCAUUCCAUAAACUCAAGGACAAUUCAACAAUGCUGAUAGAAGCAGCCAAGGGUGGACACACGAAUGUUGUCCAACUUCUGCUCGACUAUCCUCACAGUAUCAUGAUGAGUACACCGCACAACGCAACUACCACCACCCCCAUGUUACUGCCUCAGCAGCAGCAGCAGCAACAACAACAACAACAACAGCAACAACAACAACAACAGCAGCAGCAGCAACCACAACAACAUCAACUACAGCAGCAACAACAACAACAACAACAACAACAACAACAACAACAACAACAACAGCGUCACCAGCAGCAGCAUCAAAUACAACAACACCAACAACAACAGCAACAACUGCAGACACAGAAUCUGCAACAACAGCAACAAGCUCUGCCGCAACACCUUACUCAUCAACAAGACGCGACUCACCAGCAACAACCGCCAACUCAGCAGCAGCAACAGCAGCAGCAAGCAACGGAACAAUCGCAAGCCCAAAAUCUGCAGCCAAAGCAUAACACACAGAAAUCGUUGCUUAGAAAGAACCGUUCUGUGACGGUGCUUCCAGAUAUGAGUUUAACUUCCGCCGAAGCACAGCAAGUACGGACCCAACCCGCAGGUGAAGCUGUUGCCUCCACUAAAGAUGAUACGAAUAUUUUGGACAAGGGAAGCGGGGGUCUCACCAGCCUUUCAGAACCUAACAUUAGCGUAAGUCCCGCACCAGUUCCAAUUCCACCUAACUCUGAGGGACGGAAGCAUACGCGACAGGAACAGAUACUCAAGAAGCAACAAAUUCUUGAAGAAUUGCAGAGGGUCGAGAGAGAGUUGCAAAUCAAGGGUGCGGGUCACUUGUUCUUGGGUUCAUCCAGUACGUCCGCAGAUCCCUUGGUGACACAACAGCAACAACAACAACAGCAACAACAACAACAACAACAACAACAACAGCAAAGACAGCAACAGCAACCACAGGAUAUCACCGAACCUGACUCGCUAUUACCGGCCAUGCUGAACAUUGACCUUCCUAACCAAUCUGCAGGCACAUCUCAUGGGCUGGUUUGUGGUUCCGGUGGUAUGUCGGAAGGCCUGUUCGCUCACCAGGGAACGAACCACGCGAUAUCGUGCCACCUUGCUUACCUCCGCGGACAAAAUGCUGCCCUUGCAGGAAAAAUGGCUCUACUCGCAGAAAAUGGCCAGCAAAUCACUGUACAAGGCUCCUGCCUGCAACAGGCCCAACAACCAAUGCCCAUGCUCCCUUCUGCGACGGAAACUGUUCCUAGCGCAAGCAACUUUCCUACCACUCCACCUUUGUCUCUCGCUUCUAUCACCGUUACCUCUACUACCGCUGUAGCAACAUCAAAUACAACCUUGACAGCAACUCCAAGUCCACCUAAUAUUUCCACACCUCCUACCGUCACCACUGUCUCCCAACCGAUCACUGCCAGCAGUGACGUAAGCCAAAACACAGCCAUAAGCGACCGCCCUAAAGCCAAACCUGUAUCUAAGAAGGAAGGUAAAAACGUUCGUAAAGCUGCGUCUGGCACGACAGGUGGUAAGCUACAGCAGCAGCACGUUACCCUAAUGGCUGGGCUUCAGCAGCAGUAUCAACAGAAGCAGCGCCAGCAUACCUAUCAAGUGCACCAAGUUCAUCAACUCCAGCAACUCAACCAGCAGCUGCAGCUACAGCUUGACCAAGUUCAGGUUCAGCAACAACCACAGCAACAACAGGGUGGUAUCGGGGGUGUUGAGGGUGGCUGUGGAGGCAGCAUAGCGAUGCCCACUCAGCUGAUGGCUCACCUCCACCCCACUCACACCCACAAUCUUCACAACCAGGCACCGCAACAAAACCUUCCUGAACAGAUGGAUCCUGAACUGGCCAGGCUGCAUAGAGAAGGAGCUUGCCCAUUUUUCGCUGCUGCACAAAAGGCUAAAGCCUUAGCUACAGAUGAGAAAAUUUUGAAGCUAGAAGAUGGAACGCAAAUACCUAUUGAUGAUGUUGCUGAAAUAUUCGAAUCCUUUAGCCUAGAUGACGUUGCAAAUGCGGCGGAGGAUCAAGAGAAGAUGAAGCUUGAAGCGACUAGCAAAGAGAUUCAUCAACAGUUGCAACAACAGCAGCAACACCAACCUGGUCAAAUGAUGCAACAAGCUAUUAGCCCACCUCACACUACCAGAGAAUAUUUUGCAGUCCCCGUACCGUCGGGACCAUCGGUUUCUUUACCAACGCUGCCAUCGCUUCAAGUAACAAGCACAGGUGUACAAAUCCAAGCAGAUAUAUCAGCAGGAUUACAAUUAACUGGUACGCAGCCCCUACAAUAUCGAAUGCUAAACGAUCGACUGAGCGGUUUUCAAGCAGGCCUUCAAGCCGGUAUGCAAAUGAUCGCUGAUGAUGCUUUUCAGUCUCAACUACUUCUACAGUCGUCUCAAUCGUCAUUUCCUACGCAAACAUUGCCACCCGCCACUGUCGCUAGCGCCGUAGUAGAUAGCCUACCUCAAUCUCCGAACAGCUAUACACAGUCCACAGCUUGUAGCACUCAUCACGUACAAGUAGCGACGCAAACUCAGGCACCAGCUGCUUCUGCAACGUUGGCCACCACCGCUAAUGAGAAGAAACAGGCAUGCACUGUUACUGGAAACACCGCUAUCACCGGAAAGGGCAAGAAGGCUCGAUACCCGCUUCUUAAUCAGCAACAAUCCUGUCAACAACAAACUGCUACUCCUCCGGUACAACAACAAGGAGCUAACUUCCCUGCACAAAGCUAUCAGCUUGAUCCUGCAGCAGUUGCAGGUCAGUACACGACUGGUGUACCAACGGUUGGCAGUUACGCACCGAAUCAAGUACCUCCUGCUCCAUUCUCUUGUAUGGAUGUUGAUUCUGAAACAGACAGCAAUCAUGACACUGCCCUGACAUUAGCUUGUGCUGGUGGACAUGAAGAACUUGUCGAAUUACUUUUGAGCCGUGGCGCAGAUAUCGAACAUAGAGAUAAAAAAGGUUUCACACCACUGAUAUUGGCUGCGACUGCUGGGCAUGAGAAGGUAGUGGAGAUCCUAUUGAAUCAUGGCGCAGAUAUCGAGGCUCAAUCGGAACGCACCAAGGAUACUCCCCUUUCUCUAGCGUGUAGCGGAGGAAGGUACGAAGUGGUCGAGUUACUGCUGAACCGAUCUGCCAACAAAGAGCAUCGCAAUGUCUCCGACUACACGCCGCUUAGUCUGGCAGCUUCAGGAGGCUAUGUCAAUAUUAUCAAACUUUUGCUUAGCCAUGGAGCGGAAAUUAAUUCCCGAACUGGGUCUAAGCUGGGCAUUUCCCCUCUAAUGCUUGCUGCCAUGAAUGGACAUACGGCUGCGGUAAAGCUACUGCUGGAUAUGGGUAGUGAUAUCAACGCUCAGAUUGAGACGAAUCGUAACACUGCAUUGACCCUUGCUUGCUUCCAAGGAAGACACGAGGUUGUUAGUCUUCUGCUUGAUCGUAAAGCCAAUGUAGAGCAUCGAGCAAAGACGGGAUUGACACCGUUGAUGGAGGCUGCCAGUGGCGGAUAUGUAGAAGUAGGACGAGUUCUACUCACUAAAGGUGCGGAUGUAAAUGCUACUCCAGUACCUUCUUCGCGAGAUACUGCACUCACUAUUGCAGCUGACAAGGGUCACUGCCGAUUUGUAGAAUUAUUACUCUCUCGAGGGACGCAAGUGGAAGUUAAAAAUAAGAAAGGUAACAGUCCUUUGUGGCUUGCGGCGAAUGGCGGUCAUCUCAAUGUUGUUGAUCUACUUCAUCAUGCGGGUGCAGACAUUGAUUCGCAGGAUAACCGAAAGGUAUCUUGUCUGAUGGCAGCAUUUCGUAAAGGUCAUAUAAAAGUGGUGAAGUGGAUGGUAAAUCAUGUAACUCAAUUCCCAAGUGAUCAGGAGAUGACAAGGUAUAUAGCAACCGUCAGUGACAAAGAGCUGUUAGAGAAAUGUCAAGAAUGCGUAAAAAUAAUCCGAGCUGCCAAGGAGACACAGGCUGCGAAGGCGAACAAAAAUGCAACUAUACUAUUGGAAGAGCUGGACAUGGAGAAAACCAGAGAGGAGUCGAAAAAAGCAGCUGCUGCGCGCAGACGCGAGCGAAAGAAGAAAAAGAAACUUGAAAAAAAAGAGGAGAAACGAAAACUUCAUGAAGAGAAUAAGAAAAACGAAACAAUUUACGAAGACAAAGAAGAUGGUAGUAAAAAAUCCGGAGAUGAAGAAGGAGAUAGAGGUGAUGACAGCGAAAGGGAGGGUGGGGAUAAUUGCGAGAGGAUGGAACACGUACCUUCUCCGGUGACCAAAAGUCCUGAAGAUCCUGAUAAAGAGGAAGGGGACAGCGGUAUUGAUGCCAAUAGCCAAGGUAGCUGUAGCAGCAACGAUGUCAACGCCAGGGAGAAGAAGAAGGAUAAGAAAAAGAAGAAAAGUAGUAGCCCGAGCAAUAACGAAAAAGAAUUGUCGCCUCACAGAUCCCAAAAGGCACUUUUAGCUCCUAGUUCGAAUAUACCCCAAAAUGCAAUCACGCCAACAAAAUCGCAGACUAGUAACUUUGACAAAAGAGUAUCGUCAAGUGAUAUUGGUGGAAUGCCUAGUACUUCUCCAUCUGUGUCCAAUACAAGGGCAGCCACCGCAGCGGCGGUUAGUUCAAGCGAGCGAAAACUCAAAGGGCAACUUGUAUUCGAGUCAUCAAGGCAUCCAGCCGAUAGGGAAGAUUUCGAAGCCACUGGUAACGAGACGUACAUGCCGGGCAAGGGGAAAAAGUCUUACAGUAUUCAAUAUGAUAGUGACAGUCUCAAUACCUCUACCAAGUCUAAUAAUUCUACCAGCCCAAAGCAGGGCGGGAAACGGGAUGAAGGCUGGAAAGAGGUUGUUCGAAAGGGGCAAUCUGAUGACUCUGGAAGAUUUAUGAACUCACCUUUCCGAUCGAAGAAGGUCUCUGUCCCUUUGAAUGCCAUUAGUAGGGUAAUCGGUAGAGGAGGUAGUAACAUAAACGCCAUUCGAGGUGCAACUGGAGCGCACAUCGAAGUCGAGAAGCAGAGUAAAGGCCAGGGUGAAAGAAUUAUAACAAUAAAAGGAUCAUCGGACGCUACGAGGCAAGCACAUACGCUGAUAGCUGCAUUAAUCAAGGACCCCGACGUUGACAUACUGCAGAUGCUGCCAAAAUCGAAGCUCACUGUUGUCACUUCCUCGUCUUGGGAUAAAACCAUUCCUGCGCUCGCAGCUACUAAAACAAAAGUAGGACCAACAAAUAAACCUCCUAGUUUGGUUUGCAACGUUGGAGGAUCUCAGAUAAACAAACCUGGCUAUAUGCCAGGAGUAGCAUCUGUUGGUCAAUUGAUACCAACCCUUCGAUCAUCGUCUACUGUGAAAAUUACUGGAGCCUUUCCUGCUUCCAUACCGCGAGCAACUGCACCCAGACUAGUCGCAGCAGCUGAAAAACGAGCACAAGCCGUUGCGGCGGCUCAAUUAGCUUCGUCGACUAAUACAAAGACAACAAUGUCAUAUACAAGCGCAAUUAUGACUGCAGGGAGAGCAACAAAGAUCGUAACAACAAGUACAACGCAAACAUUCGCCGCAAAACUAUCGGAAAUCACUGCCUCGGCACAUACAUCUUCUACAAUUAUGCCAUCGUUGCAAUCCAUUGCACAUAAACAAAAACCAUCCCAAGCAGCUACUGGAAUCACGGUGAUGUCGUCAACGGCACCGACGACGCCACAGACAUCUCCGCAACAAACUUUACCGAGCACAUCGCCGAAACACUGCCGACCACUGCCUACGCUUUCCGCGCCGCCGACAAUGCCAUCCCAUUAUCCAGGAAAAAUUGCUUUUUCACCUGGUUCCAACGGGUCUCUGCCUUCCAUGGGUCCAGGGACGUCAAGCGGGCCAGAGAACACCGUUGCUUCAACCUCGGCAAGCUCUGUACGAGUGACGCCCUCACCUCCGUCGGUGACGCAACCAUCGACAAUGCAACAACCGCAACAACAACCCCAACAGCAACAGCAGCAGCAGCAACAAUUGCGCAGUUCCACCCCGAUCGCACCUUCCAUGCAAGAACAGCAGCAGCAAUCGUCCAACACACCUCUAGAGUAUUCGUUGUUCAACGACACCUUUACUAAAGUCACUCAGCAAUCCAUGUGGGGAGGCCGAGAGAACGAAUCCCAGAAAGGAAUGAACUUCGCAACUGUAGCUGGUGGCGGCGUGACUGUCAACACUUCCGGUUCAUCCAACAAUAAAUUUAUCGACAGCAUUCCUCCUCAGGUGGAUGCGUCCAAAGCUCCAGGAUACAGAGGCACAACUGUCUGUUCGCCGGUGUCCAGCAAAUCAAGUGGAGGUGGCAACAGCACCUCGGGGAGUAGCAUCGGAAGUGGAGUGUCACCCUCGGCAGUACACAACCCCAUCCAACCGCCGAGCAUCGUUCAGUACCAAUCAUCGAAUUAUAACGAAGCACAGCUCCCUUCGAAAGCACCUGGCAGUCUGGCGGUCGCGCGUCCGGUCAUGCCUCAGCAAAAUAUUGAAAUGGGAGGCGGUAUGACGCAAUUCAACAGGCCAGUUUUUCAAGGUGACAUGAACUCAAGGAACAAUGCGCCUCACCAGCCGCAGCACGUUAUGCCAUCAGCUUCGCAGCCAACUCUAGACGUUGGAAUAUUCAAGGGAAACAAUGCCGGGUUCGAGCAUCCUAACGUGAACUCGAACUUAUUGAAAAUGGUGCCGAACAACGAGGCGCAACCUGGUCACCCAAUGAUGCCUUUUCACCCUCACAUACAGAGCUUCGCGCAGACGAUGCCACAGUCCGCAUCGGUAAAUACCACGGUCAGCAUGUCAAGGCUGAACCCUAGAGCGCCGGAUUUUUCAAGCUCUCUCCAUAUCAGCAACAAACCACAAGUACCAAUGUUCAAUGCCGGUGCCGGAAUUCAUCCGAACAUGUUCGCCACGGUACCCGCGCCACCUCCGUCAGCCCUGCAGUCCACAAACUUGGCGAUGCUUGGUAAUUAUCCUUUGGGAAAAUAUCAAACCCAGUCAAGGGGAACCCCGAACGCAAAUAUAUCGACAAACGGUCAAACCCGGUGGCCUUUUGCGCCGCCGCAGCACAACAGCUAUCCUCCCCAUCAGGACCCGAUGAUGGGUCAAAUAGGAUUCUCCAAUCACUUGGCAAAUAUGGGUGGUCAGCCUGGAGGUAUCGACUUGAUAACGGGCCUUGAGAACGGAGGUUCACCGGCGAUGUCUCCGUCCUCGCCUGCCCAGGUACAGCAGGAAAUGAAUCAAAUGAAAAUCGAAGAUCGCAAGGUGCCACGGCCAAUUGGUACUGAAAGAGCGUGGAAGAACUAUACGACGGGUAUGGGACCGGGGGGUGAUGCAGAUUCUAUGAACUGGAUGCUUAAUAAUGAAAAAUUAGUUGGAUCUUGGGCUAGUCUUACUCCAGGAAUGGACAGAAAUCAAAUGUUUCGCUCAAAUACUGCAUACAAUCGUAUGUCCAACGUUGACGUCGAACUUCAUCAAAUGAUGGAAUCCACUUUCCAGGGGCAUAUGGAUAAUCCGCCACCGUUUCCUAAUGGAAAUACUACUGCACUUUCUAUGAUGCCAAGUCUGGCUAUGUUACCAGGCCAGUUUGGUGCUGCCGGAUUACCUGAAAUACCUCCCAAUGAAUCUGCUAAGAUGGAACCACCUGCUUGGGGGAUGCCCGACUCUGUGCAAGAUAAACAGCAUACGGGGUGGAACAAAUGGGCCCAUUAAAUCUUGAAAGCCUUUCGUCGCGAUACCUCGUCUCAAACAACAUGUGGGAUGACAGUACUGGGAUACGGAGUAGAAGUAGAUUCGA